AUGGAGAAUUAUCGAGCGGGUGGGGAGGCUAUUGGGAAGUACAUCCGAGCUCAUCUGCCUCCUCCCCGGGAUGACGGACUUGAGGUUGCGGACGAGAAGAUUAACGAAAACGUUACUGUUCGUAUUUAUAAGCCAAAAGGGUCUAAGGAAGCUUUGCCUAUCGGCGUUUUCUGUCACGGAGGCGGUUUCUCUGAUGGGUCCAUCAAUAUGGAGGAUGGCUUGUGCAGACUGAUUGCAUCGAUGUAUCCUUGCAUGAUAGUCUCCGUUGAGUAUCGUCUUACACCCGCGGUUGAUAUCAAGGUCGUUUUUCAGGACGCAUUUGAUGGAUUCUCAUGGACUUACAAAAAUGCCUCCAAGUUAGGUGGAGACCAGAAACGUGUUUUCAUGCUGGGAAGCUCAUGCGGUGGUACGCUCUCCCUUGCCACCGCUCACAGACUCAUUGAACUUGGACGAGAGGGACAGCUCAAGGGAGUCAUCAACAUGGCUGGAGGUACAGUUCACGAGGCCAAUGUGCCCAAGCACCUUCAACACCUCAUGAAGUCUAUGGAAGAGAACGCUACCGAUGUCCCAAUCAUUGACGGGCAGACAGCCAAGAUGAUCAACGCAUCGACUGGUCUCGACAAGCAUGCCGAUGAUGAGUGGCUAUUUCCCCUCCUCUCAUCGCACCUCGCCAAGUUUCCACGUACCUACCUUGUUGCCUGCGGAGCGGACCCUCUGCGAGAUGAUAACGUGGCCAUGGAGCAUGAACUUGGCAGCAAAGGGGUCAAGGUCAAGCUUGACAUGUACCAAGGAUUACCCCAUGUCUUUUGGAUGUUUCCGACACUGAGUGCUACGAAGACAUUCAUUGGGAAUCUCCUUACUGGCAUCAAGUUUAUCCUGGAGUAG
This is a messenger RNA of Fusarium odoratissimum NRRL 54006, 885 nucleotides long. RefSeq lists its product as uncharacterized. Gene Ontology annotation, molecular function: hydrolase activity. Bases 1 to 885 code for a protein of 294 amino acids. Lineage: Eukaryota; Fungi; Ascomycota; Sordariomycetes; Hypocreales; Nectriaceae. The transcript has 4 exons. The record is from RefSeq and is a predicted model, not a curated record.